Cylicocyclus nassatus is the source of this 375-nucleotide messenger RNA. The record is from the annotation of a GenBank genome assembly. NCBI's taxonomy places the organism in Eukaryota, Metazoa, Nematoda, Chromadorea, Rhabditida, Strongylidae.
AUGGUGCCAUCGAGAAAACCGCCGCCGAUACCACCACGAACGUUUGAUAAGCAUGAUUUGAAAAACACCACGUUUACAUCGACAGAAACUCCUCAAAUACCACCGCCAGUGCCGCCGCGGAAACCAGCACAGAAUCGAACUACGCUAGAUUCAGAAGAAAUGGUGUUAAGACCGAUAAUGCCAAAAGCACAUUGGGUGCCAACUCUGCCACUACCGAUGUUAGAAUCGCAAUCGACACGAAAUGCAGAUCCGCAAUUGAAAGCAAAGUGCGAUAAGCAAUGCCCAGGACAACAACCGCAGUGCAUGAUAGUAUGUUUGAACGGUGGCAUACGAGUAGUUUUGCGAAGAACACCAGAAAAUAUUAUAUUUAAUUGA